Messenger RNA from Panicum virgatum (switchgrass), 1070 nucleotides. Its product is annotated as transmembrane protein 205-like. The coding region runs from base 187 to 813 and encodes 208 amino acids. The record is from RefSeq and is a predicted model, not a curated record. The transcript has 3 exons. Lineage: Eukaryota; Viridiplantae; Streptophyta; Magnoliopsida; Poales; Poaceae.
GGCGCUUCCAUUCCAAGCUCAGAGCUCCUUCCCCAUUCUCUCUCCAGUCUCCACCGUCUUCUUCCUCUAGUCCUCUUGCCCGCUCGCACGCAGACUCCCUCUCCAGUCUCCACCGUCUUCUUCCGCUCGCUCGCUCUCCACGACCCCCAGCGCCGCGCGGCCGUCUCGGGCUCCAAGGGCCGCGCGAUGGGGUGGGCGGCGCGGUUCCUCACGGCGGCGGCGUUCCUAGCCGCGGGGCUCCUCUUCGCGCCCGACGCGCUUGGCCUCGGCGGCGGCAACGCGACGGCGGCGGCGAGGCUGGUCCACCUCCUCGCGUUCGCCACCGGCUGGGGCGCCGGGCUCUGGGUCACCUUCGUCGGCGGCAUCGUCAUGUUCAAGUACUUGCCGAGGCACCAGUUUGGGAGUCUGCAGGGGAAAAUGUUCCCAGCGUACUUCACUUUGAUAUCAGUCUGUUCAGCAAUAUCUGUGGCAGCAUUCGCAUACCUGCACCCUUGGAAGACAUCAUCAACCAUCGAGCGCUACCAGCUUGGAUUCCUUCUUUCAGCCCUUGGCUGUAACCUGUCAAACCUUCUGGUCUUCACACCUAUGACUGUUGAGAUGAUGAUGAAGAGGCACAAGAUGGAGAAGGACCUCGGCAUCGGCACAGAGGUUGGGUACUCCAAGAACGCAGAGACAGCGAAGAGGAGCCCCGCCCUGGCAGCGAUGAACCGCAAGUUCGGGAUGAUCCACGGGCUGUCGUCGCUGGCCAACAUUAUGUCCUUUGGUAGCCUGGCCAUGCACUCGUGGUACCUCUCCAGCAAACUCGACCUUUGACUGCUUGACUGAGGGCUUUGCCACGCUCUGAAGCUGCUGCUGCUGCUGCUAGCCGGUGACCACAAACUGCGAACUUAGCCUAGGUUUCUAUGGAGAAAAGAAAGAGUUCUGUCGGUGUGAGAACCUUGGUCCUUGCGGUGAUAUGAAGAACUUUAAUAAUGUACAGAAUGCAGGCAGUUCAUUUCAUUUUGAAAUUUGUCUAUUGGAAAUAUAUCUGGCAAAAUUCUAGGAUUUUACAAGGCAGAUAGAUCAGUAAA